AAUGCUUGCCUGUUGGUUGUUUGUACAGUUUUUAAGAAAUAUUACUACUAUGGGCGCACAGGAGACAGUUACUUGGAAAAAGCACGAAUUGAUGCUAUUCCAAACUUCGGCAUCAAUACCACCUUCUUGAUGAAUUCAUCAGUGAGCAGAUCCAUGUCCUUAGAGAAUCAAACAGGCACUCAUGAUGUGCAUUAUGGACGUGAAACUGCUGUCCUUAGUCUCAUGUUGAUGUUGGGUACCCUUUGGCUUGGUUAUACGCUCUAUCAGUUUAAGAAAAGCCCGUAUUUGCAUGCCAGAGUCCGUGAAAUUCUGUCUGACUGUGCCUUACCAAUUUCAGUUCUGACUUUCUCUAUUGUGGGCUCCUAUAUCUUCAAGGAAAUAGAAAUGUCCAAAUUUAACUACAACCCAUCCGAGAGCUUGUUUGUGCUGGCCCCAGUCCGGUCUCUCUCCAUUGGGUCGGUGAUGAGUGCCAUGGGGCUGGGAUUCCUCCUCUCGAUGCUGUUCUUCAUAGAGCAGAACAUUGUGGCCUCGCUCACAAAUGCCCCGGAGAACAGGUUGGUGAAGGGAACAGCCUACCACUGGGACCUCCUGCUUGUUGCACUGAUCAACACAGGGCUGUCCAUCUUCGGCCUGCCGUGGAUCCACGCUGCCUUCCCUCACUCCCCGAUGCAUGUCCGUGCUCUGGCCUAUGUGGAAGAGAGGGUGGAAAAUGGACACAUCUAUGAGACGAUUGUGAGCGUGAAGGAGACCCGACUGACAAGCCUAGUGGCCAACUUCUUCGUUGGCCUCUCGUUCCUGCUCCUCCCUUUCCCUCUUCAGUGGAUCCCAAAGCCAGUCCUCUAUGGCCUCUUCUUAUACAUCGCACUGACUUCCAUAGACGGGAACCAGCUCUUUGAGAGGGUGGCUCUGCUGCUGAAAGAACAGACUGCUUAUCCUCCGACACAUUACAUCCGCAGAGUGCCCCAGAGGAAGAUCCACUAUUUCACAGGCUUGCAGGUCCUGCAGCUCCUCAUUCUCUGUGGGUUUGGCAUGUCACCAUUGCCCUACAUGAAGAUGAUCUUCCCACUCAUCAUGAUCGGAAUGAUCCCAAUCAGGUAUAACCUGCUCCCAAGGAUCAUUGAAGCCAAGUACUUAGAUGCUAUGGAUGCAGAGCACUAAAUAGGAUUUGAUGCACACAGAAGCAUGAAGAUGGCUCCUUUUGGAGUUGAAAGGACAGGGUGGCUUUGAGGCACAGAACAAUUGAUCUGCAGUUCUUUCUUUCACCACUUUCUGCUCUAAUAUGGCGUUGGCAAUGCACAAAUAUUAAAGACCAACUGAGCGUUGAAGUGUCAGACCAAAACAGUCUUGGACUUGGAGGCCGAUGCUCUUCAGAGCCUUGAGGCAAGCGAGCUUUACAGAAACAUUACUUUCUACAUCCCAAAACUGGAAACCCCAAAGAUCAGCACGUUCUAUGGUUGGAGCAUGCAUUCCUAGCGUUGUCACAUGUUCCCUUGUUUGGGGUGGGUGGGGACCCCUUUUCUAUGCACCACAUCCCUUUUUUUUCAAAAACACUAUUGAUGUAUAAGGACAGCAGCUUGACCCUUCUUUAAUGGAAUGACAAUACUGUUCUGGAAUUCUCAAUUGUUUCCCAUGUGUCCAGUAUUCCCAAAAUGGUAUUCCAGGGGGGAUGGCCUCAUGGUAAGCCACUGCUGUCAGGAGAGGUGUGGCCAUCUCUUCUGACCGAGUAGUGGAAGGGUUUGAAACAGUUUUAAAUUGGACAGAUAAAAUCCACA
Messenger RNA from Tinamus guttatus (white-throated tinamou), 1772 nucleotides. Lineage: Eukaryota; Metazoa; Chordata; Aves; Tinamiformes; Tinamidae. The record is from RefSeq and is a predicted model, not a curated record.